Arabidopsis arenosa is the source of this 2105-nucleotide messenger RNA. The record is from the annotation of a GenBank genome assembly. NCBI's taxonomy places the organism in Eukaryota, Viridiplantae, Streptophyta, Magnoliopsida, Brassicales, Brassicaceae.
ACACCCACACUUCUCUGACUUGCAAUCGAUCACUUAUUGAUUUUUAUUCAGGUGGGUAUUCUCAAAUGACUUCUUUAAUUAGUGGUUAUCUAUCGAACUGCUAUUUCCUUUACGUUCAAUUUUCAGUGUCAGAAAUCAACUUGAUAGAAUAUCAUAACUAUAUAUAGGGUCACGGUCGUUAUGUGGAAGUUGAAGAUAGGAAAGGGAAAUGGUGAAGAUCCGCAUUUAUUCAGUAGCAAUAACUUCGUCGGACGUCAAACAUGGGAGUUUGAUCACCAAGCCGGCUCACCAGAGGAACGAGCUUCCGUCGAAGAAGCUCGCCGAAGUUUCUUGAUCAACCGUUCUCGUGUUAAAGGUUGCAGUGAUCUCUUAUGGCGAAUGCAAUUUCUAAGAGAGAAGAAAUUCGAACAAGGCAUACCGCAACCUACUAAAAUAAAGGAGGAAAUAACGUAUGAAACAACGACAAAUGCAUUACGAAGAGGCGUUCGUUACUUCUCAGCUUUGCAAGCCUCCGACGGCCAUUGGCCUGGAGAAAUCACCGGUCCGCUUUUCUUCCUUCCUCCUCUCAUAUUUUGUUUGUACAUUACCGGACAUCUGGAGGAAGUAUUCGAUGCUGAACAUCGCAAAGAGAUGCUACGGCAUAUCUAUUGUCAUCAGAACGAAGAUGGUGGAUGGGGAUUACAUAUCGAAAGCAAGAGUGUUAUGUUCUGCACCGUGUUGAAUUACAUAUGUUUUCGUAUGCUUGGAGAAAAUCCUGAACAAGACGCGUGCAAACGAGCUAGACAAUGGAUUCUUGACCGUGGUGGUGUGAUUUUUAUUCCUUCUUGGGGGAAAUUUUGGCUCUCGGAAGACAUGUAUUAUCCUCAUCCUUUGGUUCAAGAUUUGAUAUCUGACACUCUUCACAACUUUGUGGAGCCUUUUCUUACACGUUGGCCAUUGAACAAGCUUGUACUGUGCAUGCUAGCUUGUUGGGUCGAAAAUCCUAAUGGAGACUACUUCAAGAAGCAUCUGGCUAGAAUUCCAGAUUACAUGUGGGUCGCUGAAGAUGGAAUGAAAAUGCAGAGCUUUGGAUGUCAACUGUGGGAUACCGGAUUUGCUAUUCAAGCUUUACUUGCAAGUAAUCUCCCUGAUGAAACUGAUGAUGCAUUAAGGAGAGGACAUAAUUACAUAAAGACAUCUCAGGUUAGAGAAAACCCUUCAGGUGAUUUUAAGAGCAUGUACCGCCACAUUUCGAAAGGAGCAUGGACAUUUUCUGAUCGAGAUCAUGGAUGGCAAGUUUCAGAUUGUACAGCUGAAGCUUUAAAGUGUUGCCUACUUCUUUCCAUGAUGCCAGCUGAUAUCGUUGGCCAGAAAAUAGAUGAUGAACAAUUAUAUGAUUCUGUUAAUCUCUUGCUAUCUUUACAGAGCGGAAAUGGAGGUGUCAAUGCGUGGGAGCCUACCCGUGCAUAUGAAUGGAUGGAACUGCUCAAUCCUACAGAAUUCAUGGCUAAUACCAUGGUCGAGCGGAAGUUUGUGGAAUGCACCUCAUCUGUUAUACAAGCACUUGAUCUAUUUAGAAAGUUGUAUCCAGAUCACAGGACAAAAGAGAUCAACAGGUACGGAAAUUGGGGUGUUUGCUUCAUUUACGCUACUUGGUUUGCUCUUGGAGGUCUAGCAGCAGCUGGUGAAACUUACAACGAUUGUUUAGCUAUGCGCAAAGGUGUCCACUUUUUGCUCACUACGCAAAGAGAUGAUGGAGGUUGGGGUGAAAGCUAUUUAUCAUGCUCCGAACAGAGAUACAUACCAUUAGAAGGAGAAAGAUCAAACAUUGUGCAAACAUCAUGGGCUAUGAUGGCUCUAAUUCAUACGGGACAGGCUGAGAGAGAUUUGAUUCCUCUUCAUCGUGCUGCCAAACUAAUCAUCAAUUCACAACUUGAAAACGGGGAUUUUCCUCAACAGGAAAUAGUAGGAGCGUUCAUGAAUACAUGCAUGCUACACUAUGCUACAUACCGAAACACCUUCCCCUUAUGGGCACUCGCGGAAUACCGAAAAGUUGUGUUUAUCGUUAAUUAAUCAUCUUUUACUUAUUUAUGUAAUUUUACUUUUAAAAAAAUCAGAUGGAUGUU